Messenger RNA from Haliotis rufescens (red abalone), 2576 nucleotides. Its product is annotated as solute carrier family 28 member 3-like. Gene Ontology annotation, biological process: nucleoside transmembrane transport. Bases 116 to 2032 code for a protein of 638 amino acids. Gene Ontology annotation, molecular function: nucleoside:sodium symporter activity. Gene Ontology annotation, cellular component: membrane. The record is from RefSeq and is a predicted model, not a curated record. Lineage: Eukaryota; Metazoa; Mollusca; Gastropoda; Lepetellida; Haliotidae. The transcript is spliced from 12 exons.
UUGAGAGUUAUAUGUACUCCAAUUGCAUUUAGUAAACCUACACUCGACCAGACCCUGGUGCUAAGAGCGAAGGGUGACAGAAGGGAUCUCGGAGAGGUGUAUAAACUCGGACGGCAUGAACAGAGCAGAGACAGGGGAACUCUGGGAAGCCAUGGCGCUCACCACACAGGCCAACUCACAGGUCGUUAAUACUGACGUCUCCAGCGCUGUGGUGAUCGCCAUGAAGACAAUAGCGGGGAGCAAGGCUGUCGAGAAGGACGUGUUACCUGGCAACGACAAUAUACCUAUUGAUGACGGUGAUGAUGACGUCAGUGACGUCGAGGACGAAGAGAGAGCUAACUGUUGUUCCAGGAAGAUCUUGUCUUUCCGGUCAAGCCUGCGGUCCUCUGUGCCAACAUGUUUUCGAGACAGAUGUGAAGCUGUUAUAAAGUUAUCAUUGCUGGUUCUGUAUGUGAUAUAUUUUGUCUUUUCCAUGGUGUUGACGUUUGGUGAUGAGGGCUCCAUUAGACUCCUGGCCUGCACCGUGUUUGGCGCUGCCAUACUCGCCAGUAAAGUUGUGAGAAAAAACAUCAUCCCUCGACUAGACUGGACAGAUAGAAAGUGGACAUUCCGAGAGAAACUGCUGAUCGCUAAGGCCAGGAGAAUUGCAAGAUGGCUGUUGUAUAUAGCUACCACUGCGUUUAUCGUGGUGUUUCUGGUGCUCGACGUGGGCAUGAAACAACCCCGCAACCUCGUGUCUUUAGGGGGCCUGGCUUUCUUCAUUGCGGUUGCAUUCCUGUUCUCCAAUCGGCCAGCUAAGGUCAACUGGCACACGGUGUUCUGGUCGGUUGCUCUCCAGUUUCUCUUGGCCUUGUUCAUACUCCGUACAGAGCUCGGGUCUGGUUCUGUUUUGUGGAUGACAGAUAGAGUCGACAAUCUGCUGAAGAAUUCCAGGAAAGGUUCAGUGUUUAUGUUCGGGAAGAGCUACACGGAUCACAAUCUUAUAUUCGGGGCAAUGCCUCGAAUGUUCUUCAUUAACGCGCUGGUGGCUGUUAUGUUCUAUAUCGGAGCGAUACAGUGGUUUGUCAACAUCGUUGGUCGUUUCCUCAGAUGGUCACUGGACAUCACCGACCGGGAGUCCCUCUGCGUGGCCACCAACAUACUCAUUGAUUUCCCGACCACUGGGCUGGCUAUGAAGCCCUACAUGGAAUUGAUGUCGAAGUCGGAGCUCUUCACUGUGCUGGUAGCUGGGCAGGCCUCCGUGUCGGGAUCUUUCAUUGGAGUCGUCUCAUCUUUCGGGAUAUCUGUGUCGUACCUGAUCCCGGCGUGUGUGAUGUCUGCACCCGCCUCCAUUGCCAUCUCUAAGUUGCUGUACCCAGAGUCCCGUGCCGUUAGCAACAGAAACACAUACGACGUGGGAAAUAAAAAAUAUACAAGCAUAUUCGAGGCAGCAUCCAUUGGGGCAACUUCCUCUCUUCACGUGUUUGGCAGCGUCGUCGUCAACCUAUACGUCUUCUAUGGCCUUCUCUCACUCAUUAACUCCACACUUGGCUGGUUCGGCGACAGGGUGAACGUCAACGAUCUAACAUUUGAGUUCCUGUGUUCGUACAUUUUCCUGCCGCUGCCCGCCAUCAUGGGUGCCGACAUUCAGGACUGUGGCAAUAUCGGCAAGCUGAUUGGGUAUAAGAUUAUGGGCUCUGCAGCACUGUCCUACAUGCAGCUCUCGAUGAUGUCUGACAACAGAAAGGUGUUCCAUGACUACAUGGAAAGUACAAACGGAACAGGCACAUAUCGCUAUAUACGAGAUGACCUGUACUUAGACGGUUGGAACAAAACCUUGCAAUAUGGUUAUAUCACGGAGAAAUCCGAGGCAAUAUCUACAUACGCUUUGUGUGGCUUGUCUAACUUCGUAUCCAUUGGGAUAUCCCUGGCUGUUUUCUACACCAUCGUUCCAACAAAGCAGAAAUUCAUUACCAAGAAAAUAGUGUCAUCAAUGUUGUCAGCAAACGUGGCUUGCUUCAUGACUGCAUGUUUCGCAGGUCUCCUGUACUAGGAAUACGCUGAUAUUGCUCUCUCUCUCUGAGAUGGCCAACCAACGCCCGGCAGCAAAGAACAGAGAACGGUUCACUUGUUAUAACCAGUGCAAUUCACAUACUCCAUCUGCAGCACUGUAUAUGUACGGAGCUUUUUUUUCAUAAGAUUUAUUCAUGCUCAGCUACGUGUAUAUAUCCAUGCGUAUCGGCAAAGCAAAGAAAUACAGUCCUCAAUAGGCAGAACCGCAUGACGCGUGACGGUGACGCAGUGCACUGAACCAGAUAUUUACUCGACCUGUUGUCAGACCAAGGUGCAGCCAGACGUAAUGACGUAUGUGUGGAUGUGAGGAACUGUCAGGCCGCCUUGCUUGUUAACAUAGUACAAAGGCGUGGCCUGAAUCAAGGACAAAGUGUUUCUCAACAGAGUUGAAAUGUGUUUAGAAGUUAGCUUGGUAAAAAUGUUAAUAUAUAUAAUGAAUAUGACAAACACGUUGCCAUGUUGUAGAAUCUAACUCAUAUAUGAGUGAGUCAUAUGUUGAUGUUCCCGUCGGACAAAUAAACAAA